Messenger RNA from Salvelinus namaycush (lake trout), 1542 nucleotides. Its product is annotated as melanopsin-like. Lineage: Eukaryota; Metazoa; Chordata; Actinopteri; Salmoniformes; Salmonidae. Gene Ontology annotation, cellular component: membrane. Gene Ontology annotation, biological process: G protein-coupled receptor signaling pathway. The record is from RefSeq and is a predicted model, not a curated record. Gene Ontology annotation, molecular function: G protein-coupled receptor activity.
AUGGAAAAUCAUUCGACCAGAAAAGGGGCCUUUUGCUCACCGGGGGAGCUCAACUGCACAAGGGUUUUUAAGGCGCACCACUCAACCUCCAGGAACUAUAAACUUGAUCAUGUGCUCGGCCACGGGCCAACCCACCUGCCCUUCCACCCGGUGCCACCGCAUCCCUUCCCCACCGUGGAUGUUCCCGUCAGCGCGCACUACAUCAUCGGCUCGGUCAUCCUCAUGGUGGGCAACAUGGGCGUGCUGGGUAAUGCUCUGGUCAUCUAUGUCUUCUGUCGCAGCCGCACCCUCCACACACCGGGCAACCUGUUUGUGGUCAACCUGGCCGUGGCUGACUUCCUCAUGUCGCUUACCCAGUCCCCCGUCUUCUUUGUGGCCUCGCUGCACCGCCGCUGGGUGUUUGGCGAGCGCGCCUGUGAGCUCUACGCGUUCUGUGGCGCCCUCUUCGGCAUGUGCUCCAUGAUGACGCUGACAGCCAUCGCCAUUGACCGCUGCCUGGCCAUCAUCCGGCCGCUGGCCUCGCUGGCCAGCAUGAGCCGGCGGCGGGCCAUAGUCAUGUUGAUAGCCUGUUGGGUCUGGAGCCUGGGGUGGAGCCUGCCGCCGUUCUUUGGCUGGAGCGCCUAUGUGCCCGAGGUCCUGCAGACGUCAUACAGCUUGGACUACACCACCUUCAACCCAUCGGUGCGUGCCUACACCAUCCUCCUCAUCACCUUCGUCUUCUUCAUCCCACUGGGGGUGAUCGGCGGCUGCUACAUAGCCAUCUUCCGCACCAUCUGCCGGGCAGGCCGAGAUGUGCGGUGGCUGGACUGCGGCAAGAAGUACAAGGCGUACGAGCGGCUUCGCGGUGAGUGGCGCAUGUCCAAAGUGGCACUGGUGGUCAUCCUACUCUUCGUCGUGUCUUGGUCACCCUACUCGCUGGUGGCGCUGGUCGCCAUGGCAGGUUAUGCCCACCUGCUGACGCCCUACAUGAACUCAGUGCCCGCCGUCAUCACCAAGGCCUCGGCCAUCCACAACCCCAUCAUCUACGCCAUCACGCACCCCAAGUACCGCAUCGCAAACGCCAGCUACGUGCCCAUGCUAUGCGCUCUGCUGCGUGUGGGUGACAAGGACCUGCUUUCAUCCUCCAGCUCCAUCAGUGGUGCCUCCCUUGGCUCUCGAUGGCCCACCUUCACGAGACAGUGCUCCCUAGCCAUGGGUGUGGGUGCGGGAACGGGCAUGGUUGUCGCGGCAUGUGCCAACGAACACUGGGGCAAGAGCCGCCUCUCGUCGGCCUCCGACACUGACUCGUGCUGGAUGGAGAGCAAGGCCGACAGCUCCAGCGUUAACUCACUGCCCUUCGACCGACGUGUCUCCACGGAGAUCUCCACAGAUACGACCAUCGCCAAUCAGCAGUCAGCAGGCGUGGUCGCCGGGCAGAAAGUGGGAGUGUUGUCUGACAGCCUCAGGGUUAGCAGCAUGUCAAGCACCUUAAUGGUGUUUGCAGGAGAUGUGCCCGAUGCAGGCCCAUCUGAUGGUAAAGAUCUCCUGCUCCCUGGCAACUGA